CACUGACGAGCCCGGCAGCGCCGGGCGGUUGGAGGGGGCCUUGGGAUGGGACCCGGGUUCUUACCCGGGUCGCUCCUGCCUUCCCACGUCCAGUGGGAUUGGCCAGUUGGACGCGGUACUUUGCCAGGCCCGGGUAGGGGGCGAGGCCGGGUGGCCCACGUGGGUACGGCAGUCCCACGUCGAGUGAGACUGGCCAGUUGGACACGGUACUUUGCGCCUGAGGGGCGGGCGGAACGAUCGCGAAUCUCGCCAAGUCCAGCUAUGGCCCGGGUAGGGGGCGAACCUGGGUGGCCCACUUUGUAUGGCAAAAGGGACCGACGCACGGAUCACCCCAUAGUAAACCACCCCCCCCAGAUUCACUUUCUGCCCAUGGAACGUUUGCACGCGUGUCGAUGGGCCGAAGGUGGCCGGACGACCCCUAGGGCAGGGGUGGCCGGGGGACUGGCGCUCACCGCGGGGGGCACGCAGGCGCCCCGUGGCCCUCCGGGACCUACCGGGGGGGAGCGCCAGCCCGCAGCGCCGGCCACGGGCACAUACUGACGAAGUGGAUUCACCAGUUAGCCGGGAAACAUGAAAGAUGCGAGGUCCCGCGGGGAGGAACGGGCCCUCCGGGGGUGUAGC
Molecule: messenger RNA, 621 nt
Organism: Aspergillus heteromorphus CBS 117.55
Lineage: Eukaryota; Fungi; Ascomycota; Eurotiomycetes; Eurotiales; Aspergillaceae
Exons: 1
Coding region: 262-540 (92 amino acids)
Source: RefSeq, a predicted model, not a curated record